AUGUCCGAGCCAUACAGUGAUGUCGAAGCAGCACAUGAACCAAAGAAGAAGUCUUGCUGGGAAAAGACAAAGAUUGUUGGUAACACAAUCCUAGUCAUUUGUGUUGUUUUGAACUUGAUCGUACUUCUGAUCUUGUUCUACAAACUCAACAGAGGUUAUUGUCUCAAGUAA
Messenger RNA from Trichomonas vaginalis G3, 171 nucleotides. RefSeq lists its product as uncharacterized. Bases 1 to 171 code for a protein of 56 amino acids. The record is from RefSeq and is a predicted model, not a curated record. The transcript has a single exon. Lineage: Eukaryota; Parabasalia; Trichomonadida; Trichomonadidae.